Molecule: messenger RNA, 4276 nt
Organism: Xyrauchen texanus (razorback sucker)
Lineage: Eukaryota; Metazoa; Chordata; Actinopteri; Cypriniformes; Catostomidae
Product: exocyst complex component 6B-like
Exons: 23
Coding region: 49-2487 (812 amino acids)
Biological process (GO): Golgi to plasma membrane transport; intracellular protein transport; exocytosis
Cellular component (GO): membrane; exocyst
Source: RefSeq, a predicted model, not a curated record
UGUUCUCGGGCGCUGCGUGUUCUCGAGCGCGUCGCGAGGAUAUGGAAGAUGGCGAGUGCGGAGACUGCGGCGGAGCACGAGCGAAUACUACGAGAGAUUGAGAGCACAGACACUAACUGUAUCGGUCCCACACUCCGGUCAGUUUAUGAUGGGCAGGAACAUGGACUCUUCAUGGAGAAACUGGAGUGUCGGAUCCGAAACCAUGACCGUGAAAUUGAAAAGAUGUGCAACCAUCACUUCCAGGGCUUUGUGGACUCAAUCACUGAACUGCUCAAAGUCCGUGGGGAAGCCCAGAAACUCAAGGGUCAGGUGACUGAGACCAAUCAGAAGCUCCAAAAUGACGGCAAGGAGCUCCUAACGAUGAUGGAUGAACUGAGGCAGUGCCGUCUGCAGCAAAGGAAUAUUGCCACCACCAUUGACAAUCUCACACUCUGCAUACCAGUGUUGGAGAUGUACAGCAAGUUACAGGAACAUAUGAAGGCUAAAAGAUACUACCCGGCAUUACGAACCUUGGAACAGUUGGAGGAUGACUGUUUGCCUCAAGCAGGAUUGUAUCGUUUCUGUGCCAUCAUGGCAGAGAACAUCCCAUGCCUGCGCACCCACAUCAGAGACGUCUCCAUGUCUGACCUCAAAGACUUCCUGGAGAGUAUCCGCAAGCAUUCGGAUAAGAUCGGAGAGACUGCCAUGAAACAGGCACAAGUUCAGCUCUCCUGCGACAAUGCUGUGACAUCACAGCAGCAAUCAGCGAGUGGACAUAGGAUAUGGAACGACACCAGCUUAAGCACAAUUUUAGACAGAACUGGAAGCAGCCCCCUCUCAGAAAAGGAUUCUUGGAUACUGAACGUGAAGGAUGAAGAGGAAGAUGAGUUUCCUGGUGCACAGGACUUGGUGGACUUCUCACCAGUGUAUCGCUGUUUACACAUCUACACUGUAUUGGGCUCCCGGGACACGUUUGAGAACUACUACAGGAAGCAGCGGCAGAAACAGGCCCGACUAGUGCUGCAGCCUCACUCUAACAUGCAUGAAACGUUAGAGGGCUACAGGCGCUACUUCAAUCAAAUAGUCGGUUUCUUUGUUGUGGAGGAUCACGUCUUGCACACCACACAGGGUCUGGUAAACAGUGCUUAUGUGGAGGAGUUGUGGGAGCUGGCCCUGUCUAAGACCAUUGCAGCCUUGCGCACCCAUUCAUCUUAUUGUACUGACCCAGACCUAAUUCUGGAUCUGAAGAACCUCAUAGUGCUCUUUGCUGACACACUUCAGGGUUAUGGUUUUCCAGUUAACCAGCUGUUUGACAUGCUGCUGGAGAUGAGGGAUCAAUAUGGGGAGAUCCUGUUGAAAAAGUGGAAUCAGUCCUUCAGGCACAUUUUGGAUCAGGACAACUACAGCCCCAUCCCUGUGGCAUCUCCAGAGGAGUACCAGCGAAUCACAGGCCAAUUCCCCUUCCAGGAUCCAGAACUGGACAAGAUGUCCUUUCCGAAGAAGCUGCCAUUUUCUGAGUUUGUGCCUAAAGUAUACUCGCAACUCAAAGAAUUCAUCUAUGCCUGUCUGAAAUACUCAGAGGACUUACACCUUAGCUCCACAGAAAUUGAUGAUAUGAUCCGCAAGUCCACAAAUCUUCUGCUCACUCGAACCCUUAGCCACUGCCUACAGUACGCCAUUAAGAAGAAGAACGUAGGACUGGCUGAGUUGGUUCAAAUCAUCAUAAACACCACUCAUCUGGAGCAGUCCUGUCACUACCUGGAGGAAUUCAUCUCCAACAUAACCAACGUGCCACCUGACACCAUUAAUGCCACCAAACUCUAUGGAACCUCCACCUUCAAGGAUGCAAGGCAUGCCGCUGAAGAGGAGAUUUACACUAACCUGAAUCAAAAGAUUGAUCAGUUUCUGCAGCUGGCUGAUUAUGUUUGGAUGGCAGCGCAGGGAGGCGGGCAGGCCAGCGAUUACCUGAGUGACCUCAUCGCUUUCCUCUGCAGCACCUUUGCAGUUUUCACACACCUGCCUGGCAAUGCUAUACAGCACGCCAUGCUACCGGGGAAAGUGGCUCAGACGGCAUGCAUGUCAGCUUGUAAACACCUUUCCACCUCCCUGCUGCAGCUGCUGUUGGAUGCUGAUGUCAAACAAGUGUCUAUGGGAGCACUGGAGCAGUUCAACAUGGAUGUCAGAGAGUGCGAGAGGUUUGCCAGGGCCGGCCCGGUGCCUGGCUUCCAGGGGGACACUCUGCUGCUCGCCUUCAUCGACUUGAGACAAUUACUGGAUCUCUUCACCCAGUGGGACUGGUCCACAUAUCUGGCUGACUAUGGCCGCCCCACCAGUAAAUACCUGAGGGUCAAUCCACACACUGCACUGGCCCUCAUAGAGAAGAUGAAGGACACCAGCCGUAAGAACAACAUGUUUGCUCAGUUCCGUAAAAACGACCGGGACAAGCAGAAGCUCAUAGACACUGUCGUCAAACAGCUGAGAAAUCUCAUUGCCUCCAACCAGGUCUGAGAAAACAUCAGUGGGACUGCCCACUUCCUGAUGAGUUACCACCACCAGAGGGUGUGGACUGCACUUUCACAUUUCCAUCAGUUGAAUGUGUUAUUUUCUAGACAUUACAAAACACACACAAAGACUCCACACACUUAGAUUAAAUGUAAUGUGAGUGUGCACUUCAAAAGUGCAUAUGCUUAAAACAGUGAAAUCUGCCGUCCUGUGCCUGUGUGAGAUGGUGUCCAUUUCAAACUUGCAUUUGAGUCUUCCUAUAUGACUACAUAAGCACAGUAAGGAUGCAAGAUCACCCUUGUCUGUAAAACAGGAAUUUUGAUGCCUUUUAUUGUCUCGACUUCAGCUUGUUACAAAAUACUUUUUGUUCUGUUACAUUAACUUCCUGUGACAGUUUAAAUUGCCAUUACAAUAGUGCUGAAGCCAGAUUAUUAUUUGUCUUAUUUUUUUCCAACUACCGUUCAAUGUGGUUGAUAUCGUUGCUUUAAUUAAUGCAAAGGUAAAAGUAACAGGAUCUCGAACUGGGCUCAAAGGUUACUUUCAUAAUGUCAAAUUACAAAACAUAUUUAACAAUAUCUGUGAGAUUAUGAUAUUCUCAAAGAUGGAUGUAAAAUGCAUUUAACUGUUGAUCAUAAUGAGAGGACUUCUCUACACAGGGAAUCAAGUAACUGCCCUCACCUCAGUUAAAUUCUUUACAAGUAAUUGUAUUCUAGACAUGUCCCCAUACUUGUUUAGCUGUAGUCCAUUACUGCUAAGAUAUUAAAUGUCUGGGUUGCUUGUAUACUUGAGUCAUAAUUGACUUUCAGUUUUUGGAUGAGGCUUUGGAUGAGUUUAGUUUACUAUUGUCACCAAAUGACCACGAUAAUGCGGUCAUCGCAAGGUUAUGAUGUUUUCUGAUUAGACUUCCAAAAUACAGAAAAGAGGCCUAUGUCUUUCGUUUUCAUUAAUUCCAAAUAUAUUAGCCAGCGUUGAUUGCAAGAACUGACAGAAGUUGUGUAAGAAUAGGGGUAAUUACGGUGCUCAAAAGUCACACAUUACCCUUACAUACCUACCUUAUGAAUUACACAGAUAAAGAGAAUUAUAUACAAGCAUGCUAAAGUCAAUUUUCUUUGGACUGCACAUUUUGUGUGUGUGUGUGUGUGUGUGUUGUCUUUGCGAGUUUGUUUAUGUGCACUGCUGUACAUUUAAAACCAAUAUGAAUUUCUUUUAGUAAACCAUGUCGUCCUGCCGCUGUUUUUUUUUUUUUCUCUGAUAGGAAUGUGGGUGCAAUAUUACAUCUUAUUUUCUUUUCAAAUGCAACAGGGUUUUUGUUAGCAAAGAUUGUCUUGUUUAAAAAGAUUUUUUUUUGUUUUGUUUAAUUUUUGUUUUUACUUGCACAAAUGUGUGUUUGAAGCCUGUUCCUUACAAUGAAUGCAAAAUCAUUCAAAUAUAAAUUGAAUUUUCUUCAUGUUUGGGGACGAAACAUUUUAUGGCCGAUUAUUUUAUGAGUUGCGUGAGCAUGUGUACCUGUGUGCACAUGCUCGCCAAAUGGUGUUUUCUAGAUUCAGCUCUUACUGUCUGCCUUGACUUUUUUUUUUUUUCCCAUGCCAAUAAUUGAUUGAGUUUUCCACACAGCACCUGGACUUGGAUAUAUGACCAAGGAUUGGACCUGUGUUGGUGUGAGAGAGGGUGCAAUUUUCUGUAAAGAGUUUUCACUCUUUACAGAGAGAUGCACCAUACAGAUUGUUAAAUUAUGCUAAUUGUUUUACAAUACUAAUAAUUUCAAGAAAUGCAUAAUAAAUCAAGAGAAUGUAUC